Podarcis lilfordi (Lilford's wall lizard) is the source of this 7007-nucleotide messenger RNA. The record is from the annotation of a GenBank genome assembly. Lineage: Eukaryota; Metazoa; Chordata; Lepidosauria; Squamata; Lacertidae.
CAGCAUCAGGGCUGCAGCCUGACGGGGGGGGGGGGGAGAGAGGAGCCUUCCAUCGGGGGUCAUGCUGAAUUUUGGAGUGUCUCCUUUCCAGCUUGCUGUAAGUAGAUCUAUCCGUCCAUUGCAAGAGUCAUUUGGAGCGGUGGAGUGGAUUGGGGGGCGGGGACCAAGCUUUCAGCUGGGGAAAAAGUGCUUUUGGCGGAGAAGGGAAAGAUGCGAUUUCUGUAAAGAGAUGGAAAAGGCGUAUUUGUUCAAAAGGGCAACGUAGAGAGAGAUCCGACCAGCUUGAGGUGUGUCUCGGUCAGAGGCUUUUAAGAAGCGAAGGACCUGUUGGGGAGGAAGGAAAUGGGGCUUAGUGGAACCUUUUUUUUGCAAGGGUGUGUGUGUUGUGAAAACGAAUAUUUGGUUAUAAAUGGGUGUGUGCAGCGAGGUGUAAGAACUGGGGUGCAGUGCAUAAAUGUUGCGACGCAACACAAUUGGAUUAUAUACAUUUGAGUUUGAAAGGGGCUUUCUUGGGGGGGGGGGGAGGCGAUGCUCUUGGAAACUGCCUGGAGGGGAGUAUGGCUAUAGGGGAGCAUCAAGUGUGGCCCUCUUCGAGGGGGAACUUUUUGGUAUGUGGCCUGAUUCUAUGGUGAGAAUCCUGUAUUGCAGCAGGGGGUUGGACUAGAUGACCCUGGGGUCCCUUCCAACUCUGUGAAAGGCAACUCUUAAAAGUGAUUUGAGUGAAAAGGCUAAAGCAGGCGGGGAGGGGAGAGAUUGAAAGAGGCUUAAAGGCUGCCGAGGAAGGACUACUAUUGUGGAAUUACCCGGGAAAUAAGAGAUCGGAAAAGAAGCUGGUAGAAAGUAACCCCGCGUGUGGAGAGAGAUGAGGGAAGUCGGGAAAUGAAGAGGCGGCAUGUGGCGGCGGCGGAGGCAGGCUGCUCGCUUAGAGAGCCCCAAUGCGAGGAAGGGACGAAGCAAACAAACGAACAGGGCGUGAGUGAGACCCAAUGUGUGGGUGACGGGGGGCUCGGUGAAGCGGUUUGGGGGGCCGCCAGGACUUGGGUGGGUGGGUGGCGGCGGCGCUGAGGGGGCGAGCCCGGCCCCGGGGUGGGUCAUGGUAUGACUGAAGGAAAGCGGGAAGAGGCCGGGCGAGCCGCAUUCCCUGAGCGGGCGAGGCGGGCCUUCCAGAAUAAAAUGAGGGCGCCGACCGCUCGCCCCACAUUCCUCCGGGCGAGGCUCCCGCUUGGCGGUGUGCGUUCGCCCCUUUCCUUCCGCCUCCUUCUCUAGCAGACGAGCCUGGGCGGGAACUCCCGCCCCGCCCCAUUUGCAGGCGGAAGCCGUUUUCUGUUCCCAGCAGAGCGCGUUGGCUUCGGGGGCGCCGCGCAAGGCUAGCGCUGCGGCCUCGAGGGCUUGGCUUUUCUGUGUGUGCGCGGCUUCCUGACGCCCGUCAGGUUGCAGGAGGAGGAAGAAGCAAACAUUCGCCCGGCUGCUGGUGCCUUCGGGGGAGCGGGCCAGGCCUGCCCAAACCCACGCGCAGGAAACGGGGGGGUGGGGGGCCUCCCAGGAAAAAAAUGCGUUUACAGAAGCCUCGUGAACUGGUGGGGUGGAAGGGUUGGGGCGCUGAGUUCAAGGCUCGCCCCCGCGCUGGAGAUACAAGUGGACGAGCAUCAUCAGCUUUUCCCAGCAGCAGCAGCAGGCGAGAUCUCUUCCGGCACGCACAGAUGCUCGCCUCUGCUCCUUUCGCCUCGAGGCGUGGGAGGGGGAGAGUGGGCGGGGCCUGCGAGAGCUCGCAUUCUAGAACGCGCGGCAAGGAAGUAGGGGAAAGGUCGCCGAGCGGCAAUUCCCAGUCCUCGUUCCCCGAGCGCCGAGCAGCAGCCGCUGAUCACGCUUUGUUCACAUGUCCCCGCCCACUGAGCCUACACACUCUCUGGGGGGGGUAGCGGCCGGCCAAUCGUCUCCCGCGGCGCCCGACCUUGGCGGCCAAUGGGCGGCGGGCAGGGCGGUCCUUCGGGAAGCGAGUGCGUGCUGUUUGGAAUGGGCGGGCGGGGCGUGUGAGUCACCGGCGGAGGCUCUCUGAGGUGAACGUGGCUCGGCUCCAAGAUCCGGCUGCCGGCGAGGAUCUCCCUGCCCCCGCCUUCCUUAGGCCUUGUAGUCGCCGAGCGGCGGCGGAUGUAGCCAUUCCCUUUCGGCGCUCGGCCCUCUGCGCCUGUAUGGCGGCCUUGCAGCGCGCGCCUUGAGGCGUGACUUAUGGUGCAGGGGUUGCAGCCGAAGGCAGGCAUUGGCGGGUUGGCCAACUUCAUGGGAAAGAGAUCUUAUGCACGGGGCUCUAAUAAAGGCGGGUAAAAAGUGUUGCACAUAAAUUCAAAAGGCAUCCUUCAGACCUCUGGCUGGGCGCAACGGAAUGGGGGUUUUCCGCACGCAGGAAACGAGCAAGGAAUUUGAGGGGUGGGGUGGCUUUUUUUGGGGGGGGAGCAAGUUGUUCACAGGAAUCCCUAAACCACAACCUCGCUUGGAGCACCUCAAGAUAGCCAAACUGAAGCCCUACAGAAACAGGACUUGGUUUUAAUUCCCAUGCCAUGUGUAGGUAACGUUUUGAGAGAAGCACAGCUCCCUUGUGUUAGUAAUGGAAUGAAUUAGCACAAAGCAAAUAUUUAAAAACACAAGGCUGUGUCCCUAGCUUGUGUAAAACACAACAGUAGCAAUAAAGGAACCUUUAAGGUUGAAGUCAGUGCAUGUUUGUCUGGGGGUAUGUGCCACCAAACUCCAGUGACAAAUGACUUUCAGAGCAUGCUUGUAUAGGAUUGUGCUUUGGAAUAGCAAAGGCACACCAUAAAAAUAAUGAAAUAAGAGUGUAGUAGUAAGUAUCCCUGCCUGUCAUGCAGGAGACCAAGGUUCGGUUCCCUGAUGGGAAAACUCAGUUUUUGAAACUUGUUUUAACACUUGAGAUAGCUUGGUUGCUGGAGCAUGAGACUUUUAAUCUCAGGGUCAUGAGUUCUUGCCCCAUGUUGGGUGCAGGAGGUUGGAACUAGUUUACGCUCCCGGUCCCUUCCAACUACAGUUCUGGGAAAACGGCAUAGGACAUAGGUGUCUCUAGAGUGAUCUGGGAAACAUUUUAAGUGUUUCUACAUAACCUUGCAGAGUGAUCCGAAUCCAAUUGGACGGAAGUACUUUGACAUAAACUGUUUUGAUCUAAUGAGAUACAUUGGUUUAACUAUAACCAUUUAAGCUUAAUUGUUUUGUGGACUGAGUUUCAUUGAGAUCAGUAAGAUUUCAUUACCCUUGGUUUUCAUGGUAUCCAACCUAGGAAUAUCCAUUCAAAGGAGGGGUAUAGGAAAAAGGAGAGGCUCUUAAAAACACUGGAGUUACUACAUAUAAUCUGGUUUUUUAAAUAUUUGAUGAACAUAUAAGCUUAUAUUUGCUGUUUGAUACUGAAAAACAUCCUCUCUUUUUCAUAGCAGGAAGGAAUGGAGGUGAUAACUGAAAAGCGGCACAUUAGGAGUGAUUUUGAAGCAGUAGAAGCUUUAAUGUCCAUGAGCUGCAGUUGGAAAUCAGACUUCAAGAAGUACGUUGAACUGAGACCAAUAACACCAGCAUCAGAUACGUCUGAAGAAAUUGAGGACAACCUGCUACCUGCUACUGACUUUCAAAUAUCAGCCUUUGUAAGCUUUAUUCAAUUAUUAUAAAUUUCUUAUUUACAACUAAGUCCUAUGCAUGCUCUUUCAGAAGGAAAUUUACUCAAUUUAUUGGCACUUGCUCUGAAGUAAGCAUGUGUAGAAUUGCAGCCUGAAGUUCAUAGAUCAUGCUAAUUAGUUGUGCUGAGUAGAGAGCUAAUUGCACCAUGUUUUUAUUCUUCCAGUGCUUGACUCCGCCCUACAGCCCUUCUGACCUUGAAAUGGCUCAGUCAGUCCAUCCCAUUGCACCAGCGCCACCUACUGUAAAGAGCAAGUCACUUGUUGACGCUUCUGAGCAGGGCCCUCCAACAGCUUUUAAGAAGACUGAAAAAGUUUCAGAAUCGAGAAUGCUGAAAGCACAGGCGACAAGUGUCAUUCGCCAUACAGCCGAUGCUCAGCUUUGCAGUCACAGAACCUGUCCAGCAAGAACAGACAGCAUUUUGAGGUGUCGGGAUGAUUACACAAGGGAAGCAAAGCAACAAGGCAAUGCAGAAGUGAAACAAAAUCCAUCUUGUGAAAGCGUGUCACUGGCUGCUGCAACGUCUGAAGAUAAGCGGCCCGAUGUGAAAGAAGAAAAACAUUCAGUGUUGGCAGUCAGUCCAGUGCCUUUCAUGCAGACCACACUCAGUAGUCCUCUGCCUGUGCCUGGUUCAGCACAACACUCUUCCCUGGUAGUUCCCACAUCUCCUGUGCAAGCAGGGGGAGUCCCUCCUGUGCCAUUGGUUUGCCAGAUGGUUCCGCUGUCUGCUAACAACUCUGUUGUGACAGCAGUAGUACCCAACACUCCCUGCAGUCAGUUGUCACCAAACCUUUGUCAGCCUAUGGUGUUCAUGGGAGCUCAAGUUCCCAAAGGAGCUGUUAUGUUUGUUGUUCCACAAACUGUUGUUCAGAAUCCAAAAGCACCUGUGAUCAGUCCCAAUGGCACCAGGCUCUCACCUAUCGCUCCUGCUCCAGGUUUUGCUCCUGCUGCAACAAAAAUCACUCCAUCCAUUGACUCUUUAAGAAUAAGAAGCCAUGUGUGCAGCUAUCCAGGAUGUGGAAAAACAUAUUUCAAGAGUUCCCAUUUGAAAGCACAUGUCAGAACACACACAGGUAAAUUUUGCUUGAGAAGUUGGAAAUUGUUUGUGUGUGUCUUCAUGUCAUUCAUGUAAUACUGAGGUUUCUCCUUUACUGAGUUUUGUAUUGUGGAAAACAUAAUGGGAAACCCAAAGUUUUCCUCAACAUUAUUUCACUUGCAUAGGAAUUUUUCACUAAUAGGUCAGUUCUAUGCAUAUUGAGUUUAGUGGGCUAUUUCUCUCUGAUGUAUAUGUAUAGGACUGCAAUCUUAACAAAGGCUAUUUCUUUUUUAUCUCACUGCUGAGGUCUAAGCUUAUGUUUCAUUCUGUCACUGUUUCGCUGUUUUAGAAUGGCUAGUGAAUCUAAUAGUGGUACAGUAAAUCUAAAUACAGUAAAAGAGAGGUAUUAUGUAAUUAUGCACAAAUGCAAUCAUACCCAAACAUUUCAGUAAUAUUUUGGAGCCUGGCAAUUUCCAAAUCCAAUAUUUUGCAUAAUCACACUUCCAUGAAGGUAGGUUUUGAGACCUCGGAUUAUUUGUGUAAAUUUAACCUUACUGCAAUAUAAAACUAAUGCUUUAUUUGAUGAUUUGAAUGCCCAUCUUCAAUAGUAGUUGUCUGCCCACGCACUUUGGAUAAUAUCAUUGAUUGUCUAGGGAUUCCUCUAGGUUUGUGAUUGGAAGUCUGAAAGCUUAAUUUGAAGUACUGUUUGAAGUACUGCUUUUUGAAAAAUGGCUGUACAGGUUGUGAAAUUACAAAGAUAGUGAUUCUAUAAGGUUUUGUCUGGUCUGUGUUGACAGCGCAGAUGAGGAUUUUUCUUAGAAUACUUCUUGUUCUGUUUCUUGAAAAUGGGUGCAAGAAAAACUGUAUAUUCUGUUGGUAAAUAAAUGCUCUGUUUCUACCAUUUUGUAUUUUAGGAGAGAAGCCAUUCAGCUGUAGUUGGAAGGGCUGUGAUAGGAGAUUUGCACGUUCUGAUGAACUGUCUCGCCAUCGCAGAACACACACAGGAGAGAAAAAAUUUGCCUGUCCAAUGUGUAAUCGCCGAUUCAUGAGGAGUGACCACUUAACAAAGCAUGCACGUCGCCACUUGUCAGCCAAGAAGUUACCAAACUGGCAGAUGGAAGUCAGCAAAUUAAAUGAUAUUAUUGUACCUCCUGCUUCUGAUCUUGCACAGUGAAAUAACACCAACUGACAAUACUGUUAACUAACUACUGUCACUGUGGUUGGAGGUUCAUGGUGACACAAAACAGCUUGCAAAAUGUCUGUGGUUCUGCACUGUCAUCCUUUGAUGGUGCAAGAACAGACGGAGAGGCAAUGGCUGGCUGUACUUCUGAGAGCAGCAGUGACCAGAAGGGCUGGAGGUUUCCUUUGUACUUGGAGAAGUGGAAGUGUCAAUGCCAGCACAAGAAUGUGGCUUUAAACAUGUGGAAAACUAUUCAGCUGCUCAAUGCAUCAGCUAAGUUUAAGCCAGAGUUAUGCAGGUGUUCUGAAGAGGUGUUGUAAACAAAACACAUAAGAAUACCAGUUUAUGGAAUCAGGGAUGACCUGUUUAUAGCAGAGUGCUGUAAUUUCCUUUUGGUUUAUUCUCUGAGGCCCAAUUAUGAAAGAUGAUGGAAUUCCACUUGUGUACCUCCAUAUCUUAGCAUAUAAACUAUAGCUGUUCCAAACAACUGUUAAGCAUAGACUUGAGUGAGAGAUGCCGUAUGGUUCCAGUUGAUCUAUUCAAUUAUUACUACAAGCAAGUCCAAUAGUAUUUUUACUAUACCCUUAGAAAACAACAUGAUUAGUACCAUUAGCUGUACCAGCAUCUUUGAAUAUUUCUGCUUUUAAGUUGUGUAUUGUUUCCUGUAUACCUAUACAGUUCUAUACCACUGAUUUUUUCAAAACCUUGAUACAGUGCACUUUGUUUAAAAUAUAAUCCUUAAAGAGUAAACUACACAGCUUGUUUUCAGAAGGAAGGACAAAGGUGGUAUGGUAUGCUACUUUCUGAAAAGUUACUCUGGAGGAUAGUUUAUGAUAGAAGUAUAUAAAUUGCUUUUAUAUAUUGAAGGUAUAGUUUAAAAUUGAUUAAAAUCAGUAAAAUGGGGGUUGUGUAGGAAAUGGAGAGAGUAAAGACACCAGCCCCAAAUGCCAGGGUUAUCCAAGCAUUUUUCUGCUUUAUAUUGUACCGUACUGAAGAAAAGUGAACAAUUGGAGAAUGGUGUAAUAUCUAUUUUGUGACUACUUAAAAAUUUUUGCACAAUAUUUCUUAUAAUGUACUUUAUACCUUGUUUACAAUAAAGAUACAGUUUUCUUUAUUAUAAAA